Molecule: messenger RNA, 819 nt
Organism: Acaromyces ingoldii
Lineage: Eukaryota; Fungi; Basidiomycota; Exobasidiomycetes; Exobasidiales; Cryptobasidiaceae
Exons: 4
Coding region: 37-483 (148 amino acids)
Molecular function (GO): carbon-sulfur lyase activity
Source: RefSeq, a predicted model, not a curated record
GCAAGGACUCGCUGUAACAAAUCAGCUCGCUCCAUCAUGUCGUCUUUCAAGGGAGGUUGCCUCUGCGGCUCUGUCACCUACGAGUACAAUGGUCCACCAGGCGAUGGUAUUGCGUGCCACUGCACCCACUGCAGACGCUACACGGGCGGUGUAGCAAGCUUCAACCUCGGUGUCGAGGCGGCCAAGAUGCAGUGGAAGACCAAGGACACGCUCACGGCCUUUGUCGACAAGUGCGACAUUGGAGAGGGGCCUCGUCGGUGGUUCUGCAACAAGUGCGGAAGCCCCCUGGCGACUACCCUCGACUAUGAUCCAGCGCCCAUGUUCAUCAAGGCCGGAUCCAUCGAUGACUUUGAGAGUGUCUUUCCGGACGUGAAAGUUCAUCUCUUCACGCCGGAAGUGAGCACGGCAGUCAAGAAGCACUGGAACUUCGAUGGUCAGACGCUCUUCAAGGGCAUGCCCGGAUCCGAGCAAGUGGCACUUUAGGUCUAGCUCCUGUCCAUAGCCCCCUCUCUUGGACCCUGAGCUGAAGAAAGUCAUGUGCCUUACUGUUAAUGCUAUGGUACAAAAGAUGCAGGGUGCAACCGGCCCAUCUAAUCGCUUCCUUCCUCGUCGCUGUCGUCCUCGUCAUCGAGCUGAUCCAUGCCAUUGCUGCCCCUUCCCAUCGUGCUCGCGGCCAGUUGGGCCUCUUGGGCGCUUAGCGUCGUUGCGGGAGCGCUUCCCGUCGCAGGUGCUGUCCCGUCUCCCAUCUUCGCCGCCGCGGCCACCCGUUGCCCUGUGAAAACAAGGUCUGAGAGACACGCUCCCACUACUCGAGUGGGG